CUCACGGAAGUGACGGCAGGGCGGCGAUGGCGGCUCGCAGUUUCAUUCCGGAUUUGCCGUGAACUACAAACUGAUUUUACCCCGACCGGUCUGACUUUUGGGAACUUUUCAACCAUUUUCUCUGUUCGGACGCCGCGUGGAGUGACGGCGCAUUGAAGCGGUGCUGAACAGCGAGCGGCCCGAAAGUUUCUGGGGCAUUUUUCUCCAAGGUUCAAGGUGGUCACCCUACCGAGCUAGCGAUAGCUUGUGCUGGCUACUAGCUAGUUGCUACACCGCCACUGAGCUAGCUUGUCAACGAGCUGCGUGGUGAGAGCCACACAGCAGCAGCCGUGCACACACACACACACACACACGCUCAGAAAAAAAAACUGUUGACCACGUCCACAUUUUUACAAACUGUUUUCUAUCCUAGUUGUACCGCGGAUGUUUUUUUGCCCGGUGAUAAGUUGUGCCACAAGUGUGCAGAGCGAGGUACUCACACGUUUGCUUGGCCUCUACUUUAAUUUCCACUGCUUGUUUGGCUGCCGUGGCUAAAGACGGGUUUUAAUAGCACCGCCAGACAAGUUUCUUUUUUUGUAAAUAUCGCUAAAUAACUCCGGACGAGCGUGCCAUCGAGUACCAAUUCAAAGUUUGGCUCCUGUUGGGUCUUUGCGUGCUCAUCAACAUGCUGAAGACCCGACAGUGUUUACUCGGCAUUCGCACUUUCCUCGGAGUUACGUCCAGAAUAUGGGGCUUCAUCUUAUACAUUCUCAGGAAGCAUCUACGAACGAUAAUCCAGUAUCAGACGGUGCGAUAUGACACUUUGCCUCUGUCACCCAUCUCCAGAAACAGACUGAAUGCAGUGAAGAGGAAGAUCCUGGUCCUGGACCUCGACGAGACUCUGAUCCACUCUCACCAUGACGGGGUCCUCAGACCCACAGUGAGACCUGGCACGCCGCCAGACUUCAUCCUCAAGGUCGUCAUUGAUAAACACCCAGUCAGAUUCUUCGUACAUAAAAGGCCACAUGUCGACUUCUUUUUAGAAGUGGUGAGCCAGUGGUACGAGCUGGUGGUGUUCACGGCCAGUAUGGAGAUCUACGGUUCGGCAGUGGCAGACAAGUUGGACAACAACAGGAACAUCCUGAAACGCAGAUACUACAGACAGCACUGUACAUUGGAUCUAGGUAGUUAUAUUAAAGACCUGUCCGUAGUACACGAUGACCUGUCCAGUAUUGUCAUUCUGGACAACUCACCUGGCGCUUAUCGCAGCCAUCCAGACAAUGCAAUACCCAUCAAGUCCUGGUUCAGCGACCCUAGUGACACAGCACUUCUUAACUUGCUGCCUAUGCUGGAUGCACUAAGGUUCACCGCUGAUGUCCGCUCCGUCCUCAGUCGAAACCUCCACCAGCACCGGCUCUGGUGAUUGGCUGAACCGAGAGGGGCGGGGCUUGUCGACCGGUCCUUCCCUCUCUGCCGGCUUCCGUCCUGCCCUCCGUUCCCACACAGACGACCCGCCAGCCCUCAAGGAGCCUCUCUCAGAAGGGCACUGAGGAGACGAGGGUUGGGGCGACCGCCUAACAUGGGAUGAACAGUAUGGGAUCAUCAGAGCCCGCAAACUACUGGGGAGGGAUGGGGGAGCCAGCUUGUUUUCCUUUUUCUUUUUUUUUUUUUUUCUUCUUGAUUGUUUAUUUGUAUUUUUUUUUUUUCCAAAACAAAUGGAGCCUCUCUGCCUUAUAGCUCCUGAUACUGACUGUGUGCAUAUGGAGGUGAGUUUGUGUACUUGAGUCGGAGUAUGCUUGCUGCGUUCGAUAGUCUUUUUAAACUUUUUUGACGACUGGGACUGGGGAAAGAGAAGGAUCAGCAAGGCAACAAAGACAGUUCUCCAUUAUUUCUUCUUCUUCAUCACCUCGGACUUUGCACUUCAAUAGAUGACAGCCCAUCAUUUUACUGUCUUUACCUCAGAGAGGGACUAGGCAGGGGAAAAUACGAAACCGCCCCUUUUAGAUCAACCUCGUAUCCCAAAAGUGAAUUGUUGGGUCUGGUACUUUUUUUUUUUUUUUCUCAGAAGAAUGGAUAAAUGUAACUGGUGUGAUGAAGUUUUUUCUUGCAAUCUACCAUCCACAAAAGUUUUUUUUUUCUGGAUAAAUAGCCAGACAGCCUGAGAUUUUUUUUUUUUAAUAAUAUUAUUUUUUUUUUCCAACCACAACCAUCACUCAUUCCCCAACGCUCCUUAUGGGACUCAGUGAUAAUAGACUGGACUGAAAAGUUGUGAGAAAAAAAGAAUGGCUUGUAAAGAUAUGUGGACUGCUGUGCCGCCUUUCAAUAUCUGAUUGUUUCUCUAUUACCAUAAUGUAUGAUAAAAAUGACUUCUGGAUACCAUGACAUUUCGCUCUCCCCUUUUCGCCAUUUGAUGCCAUCCUAAUUUCAAAUAAUAGGACUUGCACUUAUUUUUCUCUCCCUUCUGUUUUUGUUGCAGUUGGUUUUGUAUUUGAUUCAGAAUUUGCAACCUGCCCCAUUCGAUUUUUACCUGCUCCCCUUAAUGUAUGGGUUCAACUAUUAGACCCUCCGUCUUAAAAUGCCUUCUGAACACUGUCGGUCUUGUCAAGGCUCACAACAGCUUCUUAUUGGCUCUGUCUCCAGGUCUGUGUUACUAAUAAAACACCUGUCAGUAUCGACCA
Myripristis murdjan (pinecone soldierfish) is the source of this 2657-nucleotide messenger RNA. RefSeq names its product CTD nuclear envelope phosphatase 1a (gene ctdnep1a). Gene Ontology annotation, molecular function: phosphatase activity. The coding region runs from base 665 to 1402 and encodes 245 amino acids. The record is from RefSeq and is a predicted model, not a curated record. Lineage: Eukaryota; Metazoa; Chordata; Actinopteri; Holocentriformes; Holocentridae. The transcript is spliced from 8 exons.